ACGUGACAUGUCUGUUACUUCUAAGUAUCAGAUGCGAGACAGCUGCUCUCCCAUCAGGUCCUCCGAGUCUCUCUCUCCUCUCCUCUCUCUCUCCCGAGUUUAUCCCGAGUUUUAUCUUUUCAUUUGAGUUGAUUUCCUGUCAGCAUGAUCCGGGUUGUGAUGGAACAUGCCAGAAAGCAUCCAGGGCUCAUCCCUCAGUUCUUCUUCAUCCUCCUGGGAAUGGGCGGAGCCUCCUUCUACCUCAUGCGUCUGGCUAAAGGACCUCACGUCACAUGGAAGCAUGGGAGUAACCCAGAGCCAUGGAACAACCUCAGCCCCAGCUACCAGUACAAGUUUGUAGCGAUCAACACAGACUACAAGAACCUCAAGAAGGAGGGCCCAGACUAUUAAGGCUCUGGUCCGCUUCCAUGGCAACGACUCCUGUCUGUCCCAUCUCUGCUUCCUGUCUGAAUGCUCUGACAUCAUCACAGGCAGGAAGUGACCUCGUGACCAGCUCCAGCAGACGGAACCUCUGAACCACCUC
This is a messenger RNA of Clupea harengus (Atlantic herring), 523 nucleotides long. RefSeq names its product cytochrome c oxidase subunit NDUFA4-like. NCBI's taxonomy places the organism in Eukaryota, Metazoa, Chordata, Actinopteri, Clupeiformes, Clupeidae. The transcript is spliced from 4 exons. Bases 145 to 390 code for a protein of 81 amino acids. Gene Ontology annotation, cellular component: respiratory chain complex IV. The record is from RefSeq and is a predicted model, not a curated record.